GUAGCUCGCCCUCCCCUGAGCUCUGGUGCCCCCCACCAGGCCGACAUCGAGCAGCUGGACCCCCGAGGACGCACCCCGCUGCACCUGGCCACCACGCUGGGCCACCUGGAGUGCGCCCGGGUGCUGCUGAAGCAUGGAGCUGAUGUGGGCAAGGAGAAUCGCAGCGGCUGGACAGUGCUACAGGAGGCCGUGAGCACCCGUGACCUAGAGUUGGUGCAGCUGGUCCUGCGCUACCGUGACUACCAGAGAGCCAUCAAGCGCCUGGCCGGGAUCCCCAUCCUGCUGGAGAAGCUGCGCAAGGCCCAGGACUUCUAUGUGGAGAUGAAGUGGGAGUUCACCAGCUGGGUGCCACUGGUGUCCAAGAUCUGCCCCAGUGACACGUACAAGGUGUGGAAGAGUGGCCAGAACUUGCGGGUGGAUACCACGCUGCUGGGCUUUGACCAUAUGACCUGGCAGCGGGGCAACCGCAGCUUUGUCUUCAGGGGACAAGACACCAGUGCAGUGGUGAUGGAGAUUGACCAUGACCGGCGAGUGGUCUACUCAGAGACACUGGCCCUGGCCGGCCACGACCAGGAGGUGCUGCUGGCUGCUGUGCAGCCCACAGAGGAGCAGGUGAUGGGUCGGCUCACAGCACCCGUCGUCACCACCCAGCUUGAUACCAAGAACAUCGCCUUUGAAAGGAACAAAUCUGGGAUUCUGGGUUGGAGAAGCGAGAAGACAGAGAUGGUGAAUGGGUAUGAGGCCAAGGUCUACGGCGCGUCCAACGUGGAGCUGAUCACACGGACGCGGACGGAGCACCUCUCAGACCAGCACAAGGGCAAGAGCAAAGGCAGUAAGACCCCACUACAGUCCUUCCUGGGCAUCGCCGAGCAGCACGUGGGGCCCAACAAUGGGACGCUGAUCACGCAGACGCUGAGCCACACCAACCCAACUGCCAUCACCCCUGAGGAGUACUUCAACCCCAACUUUGAGCUGGGCAACAGGGACAUGGGACGGCCCAUGGAGCUCACCACCAAGACACAGAAGUUCAAGGCGAAGCUGUGGCUGUGCGAGGACCACCCGCUGUCCCUCUGUGAGCAGGUGGCCCCCAUCAUCGACCUGAUGGCCAUCAGCAACGCGCUCUUCGCCAAGCUGCGCGACUUCAUCACUCUGCGCCUCCCGCCCGGCUUCCCCGUCAAGAUUGAAAUCCCCAUCUUCCACAUCCUCAAUGCCCGCAUCACCUUUGGGAACCUCAAUGGGUGCGACGAGCCCGUCAGCUCCCUGCGCAACAGCCCCAGCAGUGAGGCCCCCUCGCCCAGCAGCGAUUCCUCCAGCGUCAGCAGCUCCAGCUCCCUGACGUCCUGCCGGGCGUGUGAGAUGGACCCGGCGCUCUUUGAGGUGCCACGGGGGUACAGUGUGGUGGGCACCCACCAGGAUGCUCUGCGGGAGGAUGACGACGAUUUGCUGCAGUUUGCCAUCCAGCAGAGUCUGCUGGAAGCAGGCAGCGAGUACGACCAGGUCACCAUUUGGGAAGCACUGACCAACAGCAAGCCAGGCACCCACCCCAUGUCGCACGAGGGACGCCGGGGAGACAGGACUCCCCAGCACACGGCAGCCCCCAGACCCCCCUCCAGCCCGGCGCCGGGGGCGGGGGGGCCCAGCACACUGUUUCCCAGCUACGCGGAGCAGCUGCGCCUGGCCAUGGCGCUGUCGGCGCGGGAGCAGGAGGAGGCCGAGCGGCGGACGCGGCAGGAGGAAGAGGAGCUGCAGCGCAUCCUGCAGCUCUCCCUGAUGGAGAAGUGACCCCCCACCCCCGCUGAGCCCCCCUACACCGACUCGGGGCCUGGGGACAUGCGUAUGGGGCACGGAGGGGUGUGUGGGGGGACGGCCUGUGCAAAGGACAAAUAGGGGGGGCGGCGUCGGCCCCGUAGCCGGGGCAGGGGUGAGUGCUGGGGGGCACUGGGGGUGGCAGGGAACAGGGGGUGCAUCCUGCAUGCUGCCCCCCCUAUCUGACCCCAGGGAGCGGGGGGUCACAUUCUUCCCCAGCCAUAGGGACACCGUGAGAGCCAUGGGGCUCUGUCCCCCCCUUGGCCCCACUGCCCAGGCGCUACCAAGUGCACUUACCCGGGAGCUGCUCUGCCUGCCAACGGGGGGGGGCUCAGCCCCACUGCACCCCCCAGCCCAUGUGGGGCUCUAUGGCCUCGCCCCGGGCCAAGGAGGCAACCAAGGGGGGACCUGCAAAGGGAUGCCCGGUGUCACCCCCUCAUCCUGUGCUUGCACCCUCCCUGCCCUGCUCGGAUGCCCCCCCCCCAACCAUGGCAGCGCUGCACCCCCUCAUCCCGGGCACUGCCCCCCCAUGCCUGGUAAAACCUUACAUCAAAUGGUGCUAAACCCUGGGCCCCCACCUCCUCACCCCGGGCUGUUCCUUCUUUGCACACGGGGGGGGACUGCGGGGUUGCCCCCAAAGGGACUUUUCAUAGCGGCACCCCCUCCCCCCCACUCCCAUGGCACCCCACAAGCAACGUCUGGGCCAGGGCCGGGGGAGCCUGAGCAGCUCUGACCGUGGCCAACACCAAUAAAUGCUCUGAGAGG
Meleagris gallopavo (turkey) is the source of this 2571-nucleotide messenger RNA. Lineage: Eukaryota; Metazoa; Chordata; Aves; Galliformes; Phasianidae. The record is from RefSeq and is a predicted model, not a curated record.